AUAUAUGCAGAGGAGAAGGCAGGCUAGUGUGUUGAGGUGUGGUAUAUCACAGUGUUCCAUGCCCCAUGGGACUGGCCAGAGAGUUCUGUGAACCCAGGGUCCUGGAGGCGUCCCUUACUCUCCCAAACCCAUGGGGUUUAGCCUAGAGCUUCUUCAUGGACUUAGGGACCUGAGUUGCCUUUCCAUACCGUCUUUCCCCAUCGCUUCCUGGGUAAAGGGCUUCAGAGGCCCCAGAACAGGCUUCUCCACCAUCAGCCCAGCGUGAUUGCAGUCCUCUGAGAAUUCUCAGAGCCUCUUCACUGCGGCUGAUGCCUGACCAGGAUGGGAAGUCACCCUUGAGCCUGCUUGACCCCCCAUGGCUUUGUCUUUAGAGUUUUGAGGGCUGUGGCCAGUGGGUGGGCUGGCCCACACUCAGGAAUGUGCUCUGGCUCCUGGUUGAGCAAUGAAUGACAUGACACUGUGGGGGACAGUUGGGAUAGGGGAGAUUCCCACAGACACUACCCUCUCCCUCUAGGCAGAUGUGGGAACAGACUUACAGGAAACAGUAUCUCUCGCCCAAGCUGAGCAGAGCCUCUGGAUGGGACACUUGACAGGCUGAGUGGCUUGUGCAGACAUUCUCUGGCACUCAUUUUUUUUUUUGGUUGUUGUUGUUGGUAUCAAGCAGGGGGUAUAGAGAUGGGAGAGGGCCAUGCUCAGGGGAAAGAGAGAGUGAGGGAUGCGGGGAAGGUACUGAAACUCGGAGAGAAGGUCCAGCCCAGGGCUCUUCUGCCCUGCAAGCAGAAGUCUGCUCGAGAGCACCUCAGUGGGGGCCUCGCUCCUCCAGCUGCCUCCCGUUUGAACAUCCUGAGGCCAGGGAAAGACCAGACCCAAACCAGGCCCCCAAGAGGAAGAGGCUCAUCAGAGCACAGGCAUAGUCCUAAGUACCACUGGACCCAGGGAGGCAGGCUAGCAGCCGGGGCGGCUCUGAGCUGUAGAAGUGAGGGUACCCAGACAGGACAUCCUCACCCUCUAGAGGUCUAAGGUUGUGUUUCUGGGUCACCAUGUCCCAGGGUGGAUGAUGCAGUAGCACUGGGUGCCAGGGAUUAGACAUGUGGCCCGUCUGCUCACCCCCUUCCCAUGUAUGGAUGAGGCUGUGCCAGGCUGUGAUAAAUGGUCUUGAGUGGCCGCCUUGCUCCACUUCCCUGUACCAUGUGGGGCCUAGACUGAGCUGCUGCCUAGAUGGAACCAGCUGAGAGUAUGGGGCUGGGGGAUGGAGCUCCACCCGGCAGGAGACACCCUGACCCUGAGCUGUUGGGAGCCAGGGAAGUGGCAAGAGAGCCUCUGUGAGCCCUGUGCCCUAGGUUCUUCUGGGUUUGGCAAGCAUCACAUUCCCCAUGGCACCGGGAUGAGGAGCCCCCUGGGUGCUGUGGGGCCACCAGGAAAGACCCUGGGAUCCACGGGCAGUGAAAGAGUUAACAGCAGCAGCCGGCCCUUCUCUUCAAGAAAAAACUCCCUGUAGAUGCCUGGCCUGCCUCCAGGGCCAAGCUGUAGGAGCUGAAAACUGGAAGUUCAGACCUGUGGCCAGAUCUGCCUCUGUAGCAAGCGCUGGAGGAGGGCGGCAGCCUGGCCGCUGUGUCUGUCCGUCUGCUGUCUGUCUCUCCAUAAACCCAUGUGGCUGGCUGGCUGGCUUCCUGUUGGUCCUUCGUAAACCUGCUUACCCACCUAUCUGUAAGCCUAUCUAUGAUCUUUUCUAUCCAGUUGUCUGGCCUGUGUGAUAACUUAUCUCUGGACCCACUGGUUGUUUUUUUUUGUUUUUUUUUUUUUCCUGUCUAUCUGAUUGCCUGAGUUUACCUGUAGAGUUUCUUUUCCACUUGUCUGCCAGUUUGUUCCUCUGUCUGUCCACUGCCCUGUGUGCCCACCUGCCUCCCCUCUCUCCCUGGACCCCUGAGCCAUGGCCUGGAGUCACAGGGCCACAGUCUGCCUGGUCCUGCUAGGUCUGGGUCUGGGUCUGGGUCUGAUUGUGUUGGCUGUGGCUCUUUCUCAUCAUCGCGCCUCCUGUGGCCCUGACGCCUUUGCCCACGCUGCUGUAGCUGCUGACUCCAAGGUCUGCUCAGACAUUGGACGGGCCGUCCUCCAGCAGCAGGGCUCGCCGAUGGAUGCGGCCAUCGCAGCCUUGAUCUGUACCGGUGUCGUUAACCCACAGAGCAUGGGCCUGGGUGGAGGGGUCAUCUUCACCAUCUACAAUGCAACAACAGGGAAGGUGGAAGUCAUCAAUGCUCGGGAGACAGUGCCAGCCAGCCAUGUCCAAGGCCUUCUAGACCAGUGUAGAAAGGCCCAGCCACUGGGCACAGGGGCCCAGUGGAUCGGGGUUCCAGGGGAGCUCCGUGGCUAUGCCGAGGCCCACCGCCGACAUGGCCGCCUGCCUUGGGCUCAACUUUUCCAGCCCACCAUCACUCUGCUCCGGGAGGGUUUCCGUGUGCCCCGGGUCCUCAGCCAGUUCCUCAACCACAGCUUCCUGCGGCCCUCCUUGUACUCGUCAACCCUGAGACAGCUCUUCUUCAAUGGGACAGAAACCUUGAGAUCUCAGGACCCAUUUCCGUGGCCUGCACUGGUCAACACCCUGGAGACUGUGGCCAUGGAGGGUGCGGAGGCCUUAUACACAGGGAGGCUGGGCCGCAUGCUGGUGGAGGACAUUGCCAAGGAAGGAAGCCAGCUGACAGUUCAGGACUUGGCGGCCUUCCAGCCUGAAGUGGUGGCUCCCCUGGAGAUGCCCCUAGGAAACUACACCCUGUACUCACCACCACCACCUGCAGGGGGUGCUAUUCUUAGCUUCAUUCUCAACGUGCUGAAAGGGUUCAAUCUCUCUGCAGAGAUGGUGGCCCGGCCUGAAGGGAAAGUGAACAUGUACCAUCACCUUGUAGAGACACUCAAGUUCGCAGUAGGGCAGAGGUGGCGGCUAUGGGACCCUCGCAGUCACCCAGGGACACAGAACACCUCCCAGGACCUUCUCGGGGAGGCUCUAGCCCAGCACAUCCGCCAGCAGAUCGAUGGCCGUGGCGACCACCAGCUCAACCACUACAACCUGUCCGGGGUCAGGGGCAACAGGAUGGGCACCUCUCAUGUGUCCGUGUUGGGAGAGGACGGCAGUGCUGUGGCAGCAACCAGCACCAUCAACACACCCUUUGGAGCGAUGGUGUACUCACCUCGGACCGGCAUCCUCCUUAACAACGAGCUACUGGACUUGUGCUGGAGACAUGUAGAAGGUUCCACGGUCACUCCUCCACCCGUUCCAGGUGAGCGCCCACCAUCUUGCAUGGUCCCCUCCAUCCUGGUCAACAAGGCCCAGGGAUCCAAGCUGGUGAUUGGUGGGGCUGGCGGGGAACUCAUCAUCUCUGCUGUGGUCCAGACCAUCAUGAAUAAGCUGUGGCUUGGCUUUGACCUGACAGAAGCCAUUGCAGCCCCCAUCCUACAUGUCAAUAGCCAGGGCCACGUGGAGUAUGAACCCAAGUUCAACCAGGACGUGCAGAAGGGGCUUCAGGACCGGGGCCAGAGCGAGAGCCCACGGCUGUUUUUCCUGAAUGUGGUCCAGGCUGUGUCCCAGGAAGGGCCCUGUGUCUAUGCGGCAUCUGACCCGAGGAAGGCUGGAGAGGCUUCGGGAUACUAAGACGGCUUUGCCCCGAGCUAGGAUCUGACCCACUAUGAGUUCGGUGCCUCAGACAGAGGAGGCUGGAGGUCUAAGCGCUCCAGAACCUGGAUCCUUUGCCGCGAGAUCAACCUGGGACUGAAAAGGACAGGGACAGCUCGGCAGAUGAAUGACGGAAGAGGGAAGGAUUGACUUGUUUGUGGUCCCUUCCUGACACCUCCUGUGGCCCUGCUCUGCCUCUUCUAGCCUCAUGCCCAUCCUCUAAAUGGUCUACCUACCAGUCCAGGAUUAAAGAGGAGCCACACUGUGGACUGAUUUAGUGGUUCUAAGCAGGUAAAGGGACACUCAGCGCCCUGUGACGUGCAAUACACCUCAGACUCUUAUGGCCCUUCAUGACUCACCAUCAAGGCUCAGAGAUGGGCCAGGUUUCAUAAGGCUCAGAGAACAGAGGCCACUCACCUCUACUCUGUUCAAGCUACAGUGUGUUUGGGGGCUUUGCAGUGUGUCUGGCCCCCAUCUUGCCUGCCAGUGAGAAGGCAGGAGUGUGGCUUGUAGUACUCGCCCUCAACUCUUGUGAGGCCCUUCUCCACUCCAGGAAAAGGUUGGAUGAAGCAUACUAUGUUCUUGAGAGUAGGGCUCAUUCUUGGUAGCACUGACAUGUAGGAUGAAAUAAUCCUCUGUUGUGUGGAGCUGUCCCCACGUUGCACACCCUUGACACAAUAGCAUCCCCUCGCAUACCCCCCCCCCCCCCCGGAUGCAACAACACAAACUGUCUCUGGACAGGGCUGCAGCAUCCCUGGCUGAGACCUGCUGCUCCGGAUGGGUGGGAAACUGCCAGAGAUGGCUUUGCAGGCUGUCCAGUACGGUGCCCAUCAUAGGGGUCUCCCUAGAGGGACCUAAGCAUCUUGCAUCACACUGACUCCUGGGAGCAUCAGGUACUUCUGUAUCACCCCAAGGGUCGGCAGGAGUUGCUUUAGUAAGUACAGAAUGCGACAACAACCUGCAUGGCUUAUGUAUCUUAAAGAAAUCCAUCGCUCUGGUUCAACAGUUUAAGAGCUCUUUUUUCUAGGACCUAGUUUGGAUUCCCAACACCCACAUGGUGGUUCAUCACCAUCUAUAACUCCAGUUCCAGGGGAUCUGAUGGCUGUUUCUGACCUCCACAGGCACCAAGGAUACAUACAGGCAAAACACUCACACAUAAAAUUAAGUGAAUAAGCAGGUGAUGGUGGCGCACGCCUUUAAUCCCAACAUUCGGGAGGCAGAGGCAGGUGGAUCUCUGUGAGUUCCAGGCCAGCUUGGUCUACAGAGUGAGUUCCAGGACAGGCUCCAAAGCUACACAGAGAAAUUCUGUCUCAAAAAACAAAAAAAUUAAGUGAAUAAAUAUAAUUUUUAAAAUAAAAAAAAGAAAUGGAUGACUCAUAACUCUGAAACCCAGGCAGUCUGAGAUAGGGUGCCAGCAGAUUUGGUGUUUGGUGAAGGGUCAUUUCCUCACAGACAGUCUGUCAUAUGGCAGAAGGAGUUAGGUAACUUUCUAGGGUUUCUUAAAAGACGUUAGAGUCACCCCUCACUAUCUGUAGGAGAUUGGUUCCGGGACCUCCAUCAAGAAGACUGAAGUCGCCGGGCGGUGGUGGCGCACGCCUUUAAUCCCAGCACUCGGGAGGCAGAGCCAGGCGGAUCUCUGUGAGUUCGAGGCCAGCCUGGGCUACCAAGUGAGUUCCAGGAAAGGCGCAAAGCUACACAGAGAAACCCUGUCUCGAAAAACCAAAAAAAAAAAAAGACUGAAGUCUGUGAAUGCUCAUAUCCUUUAUAUAAAAUGGAGUAGCGUGGGUUGGGCGGUGGUGGCGCACGCCUUUAAUCCCAGCACUCGGGAGGCAGAGCCAGGCGGAUCUCUGUGAGUUCGAGGCCAGCCUGGGCUACCAAGUGAGUUCCAGGAAAAGGCGCAAAGCUACACAGAGAAACCCUGUCCUGAAAAAAAAAAUUAGUGUUUGCAUCAGCUGCUUGUGAAAUCAAGAGCUGGAAGCUAAUGGACGGUUAAGUGAGGUCCGGUGAUAUCAUUUGGUGUUCCUGAUUACAAUCAGAUUUUCUUCGUCAUCCUUGCGGCAUUGUGGUAAGGUGUGGACUCCCUCCCUUGAGUCAAGACCAUAAACAUUCUCUGCUCCCUUCUGACCACAGCUUCUCUCUGUGCAUGCACUUCUGUGCCUAGCUACAGGAUCUUCCUAAUUUUAUGACUGCAUGCUUCAAGCCACUUAAUCUUGCUCCUCCACACACAUGUCUGUCUCCUGCUCCAUCUCUGCUAACCUGACUCAGGUGCUAUUGAUCAAAGAGGGGUGGCUAUAUUUUCUGGUAUCUCUGUUGCCAUGUGAUAAUGUCAGUGUGUUUUCUAUAUCAGACUAAAGAGGUAACAUCAGACCUCCAUGAUGGGUUCUGUUCUUGAGAGAUUAUUUUACCUCGUAUAUGAAUCGAGUUCAAAGGGGAACUUAGGGAUUUCCCUGUGACCAUGCACCUCUGACACGUUGUGACCAGAAACAAAAUGGCAAUUUGUGUUUCCUCCUUGAUCCUUAUAGAAAAGAAAUUGAUGCCAUGUCUGAGAGAGGAAAUCAUACCUUGUUCCUACUCAUAAUUCAUCUCUUGACGUAUAGUGGAAUAAAUUUAAUCCCCCAGCUUUAGAAAGAAAGAGGUUGACUUGGUCAUGCACAAUGUCACUAGGAAGCUUACAUUAAAUGUUAAAGAGAACAACCAAUGAUAAGCAAUCUAACCUUUAAUAUCAACUAAAUCAAAAAGUAAUGAGAUGUUUCUAUACCCAAGCUUUCCUUCAAGACUGGUGUAACUUACUGUCUGGGUGUUCAACAACCAAACAUGGAGACCAACGCUAAUAAAUAUGUAGAGGCUAAGAGGACAGCCAAUAUUUUUGCCCUUGCCCCAAGGUCAGGGGCAUGACAGGAUAUGUCUCAACAUGCUCUGCAGCUCCGGUAAGUCACCUGCCCUAUCCUCUUGAUGAGAGAGGCCAUGGCAGGCCAGUGGCACAACACAUAACAUGUCUGACUACAGAUCAGAAGACAGAGAGGCCACGAAGAUACAGAGAUUGCUGUCAACUAGUGAACGCUUGGCAAGAGGAGGGUUGAUAAGGAAGGAAAUGUCCACCGGGCUUCCAAGGGAAGCCACGUGGUCAGCAAGACCCUGUUAUCUUGUCUUGGAAUUCCCUCCACCACGCUCCGCUACUUUGAAUUCCGUCUCACUCCGAUUUUUAGGCUAGAGGCAGAAGUUGGUCAGAGUCUUGGCUGUAGAAGGCCCACUAGUCUGAUUCUCCUCAGAGUCUCCGUUCUCCUCCACCCUCAUGAGCACAAACUCUACAACUGGCAUUUCUGUGGACAUUCUGAUCUGCAGAGCUCCCACCAGAAUGGCCCAUUAAGUUCUGCUUACAGAACUCUAGGGUUCUUUCUUGCCCAUAGUUCCAAACCCUUUCACAUUCCUCCUGUAAACCAUUUCCAAAGACCUAGAAAAACACGUGGUCACGUUUGUCACAGCCAUGACCUCGCUUCUGGUUCUAAUAUUAGUCACAUUUCUACUUAACCGAACACCUGAUAAGGGAGGAAGGGUUCAUCUUGGCCUGUGUCGUAAUUCCAUACAGUUUCCCAGGAAACCACAAAUAGAUGAAAAACAUUAGGACCACAUUUGGGGCUUUAUGAUAGGACCCUGGCUCCCGAGAUGCAUUGGACUCUUUGAUAUUCUUGAGGUAAAGCAGGUCUGAUCUAGUCAGGAGGGAGUCAUUUUUGUCCUCUCCUGCUGCCCAGGACCACACUUCUGUCAAUAAAUCCUCCCAAUAGGUGGCUUUGUGGGAGAUGCUUUAACUGGCCAUCAGUGCCUAGCUGGCUGUAGAUGAAUUCAACUUGUCUCUCUUCUUUCUUCUUGGGCUGUGACCUGGAGAGUUAGAGCUGGAAAGUAGAAAAUGGAGGUGCUAAGUUAAAACCCUUAGCUUAUCACUUUCUAUCACUGGAUAAAGACAGGAAGGAUGAGGUGUGAGCUGUAAGCUCAUGACCAGAGUGGUACAGAAUAGGCUGAGGGAGUGAGAGGGAGCCUGAGACUGGAAUGCUAGAGGAUGACCGUGACCUGCAUGCUGUGAGCGUUGCCUGUUCCCUCCAUGCUUAUUACGGUGCAAAGUAAAGACACAGGAUACUCAGGGAACUGUGUAAGACUACAGUGGUGUGGAAUUGAAUUUGGAAAAACCUUCAAACUGCUUCCCUAUGAGCACCAGACUGCCUGGAUAAGUAGACCAUGGGGCAGAGAAAGAGGGGACAUUUCUGUGGUGGGAAAUGAUUGCUGAUAACACGAAUAUCAGUGCCAUUCACUGGGCCCUUAAGCCGUUCAUUUAUCUGUGCAAUGCCUGCCGGACCCAGGGAAGUCAUCCUUUUAUGGAUUGGUCCAUCUUGGGAAUAGGAGAGGCAUGUCAACGGAAGAGUAUCAUGUGAUUAGUGUGCAGAUCUAGCUGCCUGGUGGGCAUACUGAGUUUGGAGGAAAUGAAUUUUAAAAAGGUGGUUUUACAACCUGCUCAUGGAAACUUCUAUGUCUCUAUUUGGUCAAUGGAAGUCAAAUGGAACUUGGAAAAUGAACCUAAGUUACAGGAGUCAAAUAAGGUGAUGCUUCUUAUCUGCAGCACGGUGCCCAACAGUACCUACUUCCGGGGGGCUGGAUGGGAGAGCAGGUGUCAUGCCCACUCAGCUCCACAAGGGCUGUCCUAUACUAAUGUUGGUUCGGCAUUUGUUUGAAACUGGACCCACAAGACCAGUUCACGCUCACUUGGGAAGGAAACCAGUAGACAUUCCCCGCUGCUAGUGUUUGGUCCCAUUGUAUCCACGACAGCAUGCCAGCUGGUACAGGUUGUCCUCUCUUACAGGACACUAGAGGAUGGUUGCAUGCCUCUACACAAGGGAUGGGUAGAAAGCACUGUACCGCCUGCCCAGUCCCCAGGUAUAUUCCAGUCAGUGAAACCUGUUCAAACGCAGACGUGCUAUGAGGCAAAGCAUGAAUCUUCCCUAUGGGGAAGGGCGAUCAGGCUUUUGCAGGACUCAUGGACAGUUGUGGCUUUCAUUCUUCAUCUAGCCUGAUGCCUAUGCCCACUGUGUCCACUCAUUAGGAAGGGAGGAAGGAAGUCAUACGGAUUUGGGGCUGUGGCUCAGUGGUAGAGUGUUCACCUGACAUGUCUGAGGCCUUGUGUUCCCUAGAACCACAAUAAACAAACACUUAGAAAUGGAAGGGGGUCGCAUGCACCUCGGCUCCUCCAACUGCAAGCCUCUGCAAUGGCCGAGACUUAGCAGCCCAUCUCAGACCGUGGGCACCUGUUCCCGUUUCAGUUGCGGGACAAAUGGCAUGAGCUGGGCUUUCUGGUAAGAACCAAUACAAAAGGCAGCUCUGGGCUUUUGCUCCUAGCUCUGAAAGAGCUAACCUAGGCUUUCUCCUUAGAACAGCAGUUUUGAGCAGUGUAUUAUGCCUUGGAAGAGGUGGAGCCACUGGCUGGGACUACCAAUGACAGCAUGAAGUAGCCUCUCUAUAAUGGUGUAGGUGGGUGGCUUGGAGUGUAGACUCUGCUCUAAGUAAGUGGUAUGUGUAAAGGAGAUCGUUUUCUCAAGAGCUUCCUGACUCCUGAGCCACAGUGUUAGACCUGCUACCUCUAAAACAGCCUCCACCAAGGUGGCAUAUAUACACAUAAACAAAAUAAAAAUAAUAAAAAUAAACAUCAACCCCUAGGGCUUUGGGAAAGGUGAGCAUACAUAAUAUAGAAUAUAAUCUAAUAUUUAUAUGUAAUAGAUAAAGUAGCUACUGAAUAAAUUGAAGGAAGUGUAAUUGCAUAAAAUAAUAUGUUAGAAUGGAGAACUAACUACAAAUAUAGAUAUAGAAGAUGUUAAAAUAUAAUAAAAUAUUAUUCAUUCUUAUAAAAAAGGCAAAAACUUUGACAAAAAUACUUUCUAGGACAAUAUAAAUAAAGUUUCAAUAUUUGGGACAUAUUUAACCUAAAUGCCAUUUAUCUGAAAUUUAGGCUUAUUUGGCAUCUUAUAUUUUUAUUUGCUGCUAUGUCAAAUAUGAGUAACUAAUGAACGUGACAUUAAGGGCAAAGAUCUAAACACAUUGGCGAUUGUUCUGGCUAGUUUUAUGUCAACUUAACACAAGCUAGAGUUAUCUGAAAGGAGGGAACCUCAACUGAGAAAAUGCCUCCAUAAGAUCCAGCUGUAAGGCAUUUAUUUAAUUAGUGAUUCAUGGGGAGGGCCCAAUCCAUUGUGGGUGGUGUUAUCCCUGGGCUAGUGGUCCUGGGUUCUAUAAGAAGGCAGGCUGAGCAAGCCACAUAAAGCAAGCCAGUAAACAGCACUCCUCCAUGACCUCUGCACCAGCUCCUGCCUCCAGGUUCCUAUCCUGCUUGUGUUCCUGUCUUGGCUUCCUUCAGUGAUGAACAGUAGUAAUAUGGAAGUGUAAGCCAAAAACACCCUUUCCUCCCCAAGUUGCUUUGGUCAUGGUGUUUCAUCACAGCAAUAGUAACCCUAACUAAGACAAUUUGGGACCGCGAUAGUGGGGUAUUGCUGUGACAGACCUGACCAUGUUGUUUUGGGAGGAUUGUUGAAGGACUUUAGAACUUUGGGGUAAAAGAGCCAUUGAGUGUUGAGAGCUCAGUGAGCUGUUCUGAGGGAGCUUGGAAGAUAAGAAUGUUAGAGCAGUGCCGGAUGAUGGAGGCCUGGCUUGUGAAGUUCCAGAGGGAAGCAAAGACUCUCCUGGGGCCAUUUGAGCUAAGAACCUGUGGUGUCUCGUCAGCUGGAACCGAAGAAUCAGCUGUGAUUAACAAGAGACCAGAACCACUAAAGCGAAAUCCUUGCUUUGCUGGGACAAUGGAUGCUGAUCAGCUGGGGCUGAGGAAUCAGCUGUGAUUAACAAGAGACCAGCAUCACUGAGGUGAAAUCUUCUGGGAAGUGUUCCUGAGAGUCAGCACAGAGAAGCUGUGUUCUAGAGGCGGCCAAGGUUGUACCUUCUGCUGGCCGCUGAACCUGGUAGUGUCAGAAUCACCCAGGUGGUGCUGGUUUUGAAGGCAUGAAUGGACUAUGGGAAGCAGCUGUGUGGCAGGGCUGGCGUGCCUGAAGAGAGCCUAUUGGUGAAAGUGCAGCCCAGUUGCACCAAGGGACCCUGGCGUUUUGGAGAUAUGAGUACCAUGGGAUGACCACGAAGAACAGCAGCCGGUGUGGAGCCAACCAGAGCCUAGAAGACAGGCUGUGUGUGCUGCAGAGGGCAGAUCCAGGUAAGUGGAGAUGCUCUUUGAAGGAGCCAGAAAAUCGUGAGUGAAUCCCAGAUAAUUGGAUGUUGAGUUAUUUACACUUUUGUAGUUUGGUUUGUUAUGUUCAGGUUGUGACUAUGUCCUGGUUCUCCCUUCUGGAAGUGAGAAGGUAUUUAACUUAUUUUUGAUUUUCCAGAGGUCCACAGUUGAAAUACUGAAUUUUAAAAGAGAUUUUAGAUUUUUAAAAGAUAUUUGGAUUUUUAAAGAGACGGACUUUUAAAGGGUUUGAAUUUGUAAAGACUGGGACAUUAAGUUUGUAAAUGUUUUAUAUUGUGAUGUUGAUGUUAAUUGGUGACCUUGGGGAUGACCAAGGAAAGGUUAUGGUGUGAUAGUGAUAUGUUUGUGUGUCAAGUUGGCAAGGCUAGUUUUUUCUUGUUUUUGUUUUUGUUUUUUAGUUUAGGGUUUUGUUUGUUUGUUUUGAGACAGGGUUUCUCUGUGUAGUCCUGGCUGUCCUGGAACUCACUUUGUAAACCAGGCUGGCCUCGAACUCAGAGACUUACCCACUUCUACCUCCCAAGUGCUGGGAUUAGAGCUGUGUGUCACAACAUCCAACACAUCGUGGCUAGUUUUAUGUCAAUUUGACACAAGCUUGAGUCAUCUGAAAGGAGGGAGCCUCAUCGAAGCAAUAGAAACGCUAGGACAGUGUCCAUUCAAGAAAUCGAGACCCUUGCCUGAACCGAGCAAGCCUAUCCUAGAUCCCCCUUCGCAAAGUGCUAUGGAUAAAGCAUGUCCUGCCAUUAGGACUAGAGAAUUAUUCUGUGCGUCGGACAGUGUAAAGCAAGGAGAAAAAUGUCCAUACUUAACUUCAUGAAGCCAGUGUCCAUCCCAUACCUGGCAAAGACAUGCACAGGCCAAAUGUGCCUCUUGUACAAUGCAAACUCCUACAUAAAACAUUGGCAAAAGAACAGUAUGUCCCACCUGUUUGGGUAGAGCUGGCUCUAAUACUUCCAGAAAGCUUUCUUGGUAUUUGUGCAAACACGUCUCUUAUCUCUGAUCUUUCCCUAGAGAAGAGAAGCUGGGCUGGAGAGAUGGCUCAGAGGUUAAGAGCACUAACUGCUCUUCCAAAGGUAGAGUUCAAUUCCCAGCAACCACAUGGUGGCUCAUAACCAUCUGUAAUGUGAUCUGGUGCCCUCUUCUGGCCUGCAGUCAUACAUGCUGUAUACAUAAUAAAUAAAUAAAUAAAUAAAUAAAUAAAUAAAUAAAUAAAUAAAUUUUAAAAAAAAGAAAGAAAAGAAAAGCCACAGGGUAGCUCCACAAAGGAUGAAGAAGCAUUUGACACUUGACAGCAUUUGGCUUCCAUUCUUUUGUGUGUGGGGAAGUGGGGCACGUGCCACUGUACUCAAGUAGAGGUCAGAGGACAGCUCUUGGGAGUCAGGUCUCUUGCUACCUUGUGGCGCAAGUGCCUGUACCGAUACAGCCAUCUCACCAGCUACACAGCCUUUUUUAAAAAAGAUUUAAAAAAAAAUUAAGGGGCUGGAGAGAUGGCUCAGCAGUUAAGAGCACUGACUGCUCUUCCAGAGGUCCUGAGUUCAAUUCCCAGCAACCACAUGGUGGCUCCAACCACCUGUAAUGAGAUCUGGUGCCCUCUUCUGGCC
Molecule: messenger RNA, 12526 nt
Organism: Peromyscus californicus insignis
Lineage: Eukaryota; Metazoa; Chordata; Mammalia; Rodentia; Cricetidae
Gene: Ggt5
Product: gamma-glutamyltransferase 5
Exons: 12
Coding region: 1931-3643 (570 amino acids)
Biological process (GO): glutathione catabolic process
Molecular function (GO): glutathione gamma-glutamate hydrolase
Source: RefSeq, a predicted model, not a curated record